Molecule: messenger RNA, 2032 nt
Organism: Mytilus trossulus (common blue mussel)
Lineage: Eukaryota; Metazoa; Mollusca; Bivalvia; Mytilida; Mytilidae
Exons: 8
Coding region: 27-1334 (435 amino acids)
Biological process (GO): proteolysis
Molecular function (GO): metalloexopeptidase activity
Source: RefSeq, a predicted model, not a curated record
UAAAUCACCAAAGGCUUUGCUACAAAAUGGCGUCUUUAUAUCUUAUUUAUUGUUUGCUUAAUUCAUUGUUCAGUUGUUAUUGUGUAAAUUCAGCUAACACACAGUAUAUGAAAGAUUCGAUAAAGAAUUAUUUUUCUGAUACCCGACACCACGAUCCUAAAUUCAGAGCGUAUAAGUAUGCUGCAAAAGAAUAUAUUUACAACGAGUUUCACAAGUUUGGACUAAGAACUGAAUACCAUACAUUUCAGGAGACAUCUGUUUCUCCUACUGAUUAUUUCCAAACUGUUAUUGGUAUACUAAGGGGUACAAACUUUGGAACAGUACACGACCGAAUUAUAGGACUAGGUGCACACUAUGACACGGUUAAUACCACCAAAGGAGUUGACGAUAAUGGAGCAGGGGUUGCAGCUAUGUUGGAAGUUGUACGACAGUUAAGUGACAUGAACAAGAAUGGCAUCAAAAGGAAAAACACCAUUGUAUAUGCAGGGUUUGACCUUGAGGAAUAUGGAGCAUGCCAGUCGUGUAGUCUUCGAAAUUACGCUGCUUGGGCUGGGAGUCGAAAUUUUGUAAAAUCAUGGCUCCCUGCAUGGCUAUCAAUAAAUUAUGGUAAAAACCUGCCAACAGUAAUGCACGGAGUUAUAAUAAUGGACACAAUGAUGGAAUAUAAUACUUCCAGUAAAUCGCAGAUAAUUCCAGAAGGAUACGAGUCUGCAUUUCAAACAUUAUUUACCGACUCCUAUAAUAGUAUUGCAUCCGACAACUUUAGAGGAGACUUUUUGAAUAUGAUUUAUCGUAAACCAACUAACGACUCCUAUCUAGCUGAAUCUUUCCAUUCGGCAUGGACAGAGUCAGGAAGACCAGAAUAUCAAAUUGAGUCAUUUCCUCUUCCUUUCGUGAGUGUUGAUGGAGUAACCCCAGAUCAGAUUGACGUCUUAAAUAACUUUUUACGCAGUGAUCAUGCCAAUUUCUGGGAAAAUGGAUUCCCUGCUAUCUGGUUAACCGAUUCGGCCAAUUUUCGUGGUGACAUGAUACAUUGCUACCACGAAGAAUGUGAUAACCUGGAAAUAAUGCUGACAGAUGAAAACAUUAAUUUCCUUGGUAAAACUGCAGAUGCACUUGUAAAGACGAUCCAUAAACUGUCAGAACCUUCUGGGUCUGGUACAAAAGAAGACAGCAGUUCAACAGGUAUAACUACAGGAGGCAUUGUUGGAAUCAUAAUAGCGGUGAUAGUUUUACAGCUUCCCUUUAUUGUGGCAUACUUACUAUGGAGGAAGAAUAGAUCAAUUCCAUACCAGCAGAAUAUAGAUGAAAAUCCCACAAAUGGAAGAGGAUAGCAUUGUAGUUCACUUCCUAGUAUUUCAUUCUUAUUGUAUAUAACAUUAAAAAGAAUCUUUAUGUAAUAUCCCAAAACUGUUACAUGAGUUUUAUCGUUUUUUUAAGGCUAAUGAGAUAACAUUUAUAUGAUAAAUUUAUUUGUAUAUUGUUCAUAUAAUAAAUGGUUUCUGUUCAGAAUGAAGAAAGGAAAGAGAGGUUCGCUACUCUACUGGUUAUUGUUUUCAUUGAUAAAUUCAAUGUUGAAUGUCAACAGUAUCAAUUUUGAUGACAUAGUAAGUUUGUCGUAGUAACUUUGAUCUUUUUGUUUUCUGUAAGUUUUUUGUAUAAAGGAUAUAAAAUAUACUUGACUGUACAACUUUGUUUUAUUGAAAAAACUUAAUUGACAUAUCAUUAUGGAGGAAAGAAAUGAACAGAAAAACAGAUAUUAAGGGUAAAAAACUGGGUUAUUCAUGAAGAUUUAUAAAGGGUAAAAAUUAUUACCAUAUUUGUUUAUGGUAGAUAAAACUGUUUGCGGUUUACAAAAACAAUAAAUUAAUGUAUUAUAUGAAGGUAAAAGAUGAAUGGCAGAUUUUUUUAUUGUUUCUCUUAAAUUUGUUAACAUAUUUUGAGACAUCGGACAAUUUAUAGCAUUACAUUUUGUAUAGAUACUUGUCUGUUGUUAAGCCUAUCUUGCCUUAUAAAUGAGAUUUUGUUAUUC